AUGAAUUAUGCCAUUCGUUCUGGAAUUGCGAUAACUGCCAGUUAUGCCAUGCGCCAGUCAUCGCGCUUGCUCAGAAAUGUCAAGAGCGAGGACCGAGAUGAGCUUAUCUCCUUACAACAACGUCUGGAAAGCAAGAUACAAGUUAUUGCCCCAGCUAUUGACAUGAUCGAGUUGAUUGCUGCUCGAGGAAAUACGUCAUUGGAAUCUGCUGUCGCCCUUACAAAGUCUCUGAGAUGGGACAUUCAAGCCCUGGGACAGCGGCUGGGAAGAGCCGCGGCCUCUGAGGAAUUAAGACGCAAAGGAGCAAGAUCGUCCAAAGAUCAGACGAACAGCGAGAAAGAAAUUAAGCUUAUUAUCAAAGAUAUCAAGAAGCUCUUGGCUCGGAUCGAAGAUGCAGUGCCACUGAUGAACCUGGCCAUCACUACCUCUGGGGCCAAAUUAUCCACUAACUUGCCCGCAACGGUGUCGCCAUCCCGGCUCCUCCAAGCAAGCACGUUUCUCACAGCGGGGGAUACACAAUAUUCAAUGUCCCCAUCUCAAGCAGUCCAAGUAGGACCGACUUUUACCUUAUCAAUGUAUAUGCUGUUUGCCAGCCACUUGAGACCCCAUGAUGAAGAAUCUGUUCGCGAAGCCACGUGGAAGGAAGUCAUGCACAAGGCACGUUUGAAGCUGCGCCGGGUUCCAAUAGCCUCAUUGCAGUCUCCAGACGAACUCCCACGAACGAAACUUCCGGGACCAGCUGGGUCUGAUGAAUACGCUUAUCAAGUCCUGAUCAUCGAAGACCUAGAUGAUGGCCGAGUCCACACAAUCGACGAGAAUGAUCCGCAGCCCCAAAGCUAUGAAGGCGUUUCCACAGCAGGAAUCCGGGAGAUUCUUCCUAUUCAUCAAAUUUCCAAAAUCUUCUACGCAGAUACCGGGAGGAUCCUUAACAUCAGCACAGAGGGCGAAACAAAUAACCCGGUGCUGCUGUUGAAACGGGACUUGAAUGCUCUCCCGCCGCGGCGAAUGAUGGAACGUGACGAGGUGGAGGAGGACUUUCCUCAACCAGAAUCCGAGGAGGAACCAGAGGACGAGGAGCAAGCUCAACUCGAUGCACAACUGAACGGAGGCGAAAACACAGAUACUAGCAUCUUCAAUUACCUGCAUGAAGACUCCAUACCCGAAGAAUGGCGUCUGCCUCCCGGACUAGACCCAGAAUGGAUCGCAUUCGAAGUCUACAACGAAGAUGAAACUUCCGAUACCGAGUCCGAAGCCGAAAAUCCCGAAUCAUCCACAGAUGAACCCUCAAUCGACCCAAAUAUGAUGGCCAAGCUGUCUCUUAAUGAGAAGGGGCAUUCAUCACACUCCCCGUCACCCCUCAACCAGUCAUUCUCAUCCGCCGCUCCCACAACAACAGUCUCCAACCCUCACUUCGAGAACAUCCGCACCUCCCUCUCCCUCCUCGAAACCCUCCUCCGCCUAACAUCCCUCCAGCAAUUCCAGCAACAAUCCCACCUCUCUAUCAGCGACGAGCUCCUCAACUUCUUCCUGGAAGAAUCCUCCACCACCGGCGCCGGCGGGGACGAACAGCACCGCCAGCGGCUCCGCUCCGAGGCCCGUCGUCGCGUUGGCUGGGACCCAUACAAUGAAAGCCCCGUCAAACACCGCGGCGAGGAUUACCAGUACGGCUGGGAGCCCGGUAGUGGUCCUCACCAAUAUGGCGGCGAUCCUUACUCGCCUAAUGGCCGGUCGCAGGGCUUCCAUCUUCGUUCCAGGGAAAGCACACCAGAGACCCCGGUGCGCAAAGGCUCGUCAAAUGUCCGUCCAGGUGGUCAGCGUGGUAUGAGGCCUGCGUAUGCUGAGUCACCCCUCUCGAAAAAGAUGGGCAGGUCUCUGCCUGAUGGAGAUCUAGGGUCUGGCACUACAGAUUGA
Penicillium expansum is the source of this 1911-nucleotide messenger RNA. Its product is annotated as RanGTP-binding protein. Gene Ontology annotation, molecular function: GTPase regulator activity. NCBI's taxonomy places the organism in Eukaryota, Fungi, Ascomycota, Eurotiomycetes, Eurotiales, Aspergillaceae. The record is from RefSeq and is a predicted model, not a curated record. Bases 1 to 1911 code for a protein of 636 amino acids. Gene Ontology annotation, cellular component: cytoplasm; nucleus. The transcript is spliced from 4 exons.